Linum trigynum is the source of this 2503-nucleotide messenger RNA. NCBI's taxonomy places the organism in Eukaryota, Viridiplantae, Streptophyta, Magnoliopsida, Malpighiales, Linaceae. The record is from the annotation of a GenBank genome assembly.
CAAACCAUCUUAUAUUAUUUUAGAUAUUUAAUUACUAAUUGGGAAUCAAGUUAAUUUGAAAGUUGAUAUAUGUCGAUAUUGUCACAAACUCACGGUUCAAAAAUUGAUUUUAAUUUUUCCUUUGAUAUGUAUUAACUAUUGACUAGCUUCACCAUCCAUAUUACACUUAGAUGUUGCCUUACUUUAUUACCAUAAUCUUGAUAUUUAACUUGCUUCAAAACUCUUAAACAAUAUAUUUUGGAAUUGUCCAGAACACAUUUAACUAUAAGGUUAAGCACACACAUUUUUUAACAUUAAGCAAAAUAUUUUGAAAUUGAAAUGGUAGCACAGAAAUAUACGCAUUCUAGUGCGUCUUAGUAUAGAGUUGAGUAAAGUUAAGAGGGCUAAAAUGACUUACCGUAAAACAUUGGGGAUGUACAUUGUAGAUGGUAGAUACGACUAUCACUUUUGUUCCCAGUUCCACGUCCUUUCACUCUCUGGAAAACGAGAAAGGUUUUUACUUUCUAGCUCCGACGACAAAAACCCUACUCAGAGCUCAGCUGACAGCGCUCUUCCAUCCAUGAAAUUCCCCCUUCGUUCCAUUCUCGGUGCCCGGCCGGCGGUAAUCCGAGCUCUGGGCCGGCGAUACUUCGCCGCAGCCGCUUCCACGGAGGAAUACGCCAAGCGGAAUUAUGCCAAUAAUGUCUCCGAGUACAACACCGUCGUUGCUUCCCUCACUUCUCAGCGCAGGGGUUAUUUGUUGAGAGAUGUCUACGAUGAUAUGGUGCUGGAUGGAGUGCAGCCGGGUCGAGAUGUUUUCCAUUCUUUGAUUGUUGGAACCAUGAAAAGUGCCCGCUUGCAGGAUGCGUUCUACUUCAGAGAUGAAAUGAAAGCUAUGGGCUUGAUUCCUGAUGUAGCGGUGUACAAUUUCUUAAUUUCGAUGUGUGGCAAGUGCAAGAACUCUGACCAAGCAAUUCAGAUUUUAGAAGAAAUGAAGAGAUCCGAAGUGAAGCCAAAUGGACAAACCUUUGUGUGUCUACUCAACGCCUGUGCAGCAACUGGCCGGCUAGAUCGUGUGUAUGCAAUUGUCCGUGAUAUGACUGCAGCUGGCGCUGGCUUGAACAAAUUCUGCUAUGCAGGACUAAUAACUGCUCAUCUUAACAAGACACCUCGUGGUGAUGAUACAGCCAGCAAGAUUAUUGAGUUAGUUGAGCAAUCAAAGGGAUGGUCAUCGGUUGAUGGAGCAACUUAUGCUGCUGAAAAUGUGGCGAGGGGUGUAUCUGAAGAGGAGUUAUAUAAUUUGCCAACAGCUGAAUACAUUCAUCGGCGUGGAGGGUUCUUGAACAAGAAACUAACUGUGUAUCAUGUUGCACUCCAUGCUUGUGCAGAACUGAAAGAUGUACAGGCUACGGAAGUUUUGUUGGAGAUGCUUCAGAAGGAUAAAGAAUCUCCUGAUGUCUUCAUUCUAAUGCAAACAAUGAGGUGCCAUCUACAAUGUGGCGAUCUGGAUCGUGGUCUUGCUAUCUUUGAAGAGUACAUGAAUUCUGGCAAACCUAAUAUGAUGGAGCUCUAUUUGACUCUUAUAGAGGGAGCCAUGGUAGGAUAUACUCCCAAGGGAAUGCAACUUGCACAAGACACACUGGUAAAAAUGACCGAGAAGAAUUACUUCUUGAAUCCCAAAAUCGGAAGCGAUCUCCUUCUUGUAGCAGCUGGUGAAGAGACCGGUGGGUACACGACUGCCAAUUACAUAUGGGACUUGAUGCAAGCUCGUAACAUGAUACCCACCUUCCCUGCCGUGGAAGCAUACUACAAAGGCUUGAAGAAACGGGAUAUACCUGAAGAUGAUGCUAGGCUGCUGCUCGUUUCUCGUACUUAUGACAAUCUGCUUGGCAAAUUCGGGCCAAGACCAGGGGUUACAACGAAUAGGCCUCCGAGUACUGCCGAGCCAGAGAUGGAGCAGAAACCCUCUUCAGUAACGGAAGCCAACCAAGCAUAGGCCCUCUUUACAUGACGCAAGUGGAUCAAAAGUCUUCGUUAUUGGCUCCACAUUAAAAGACAAUUUCACAGAGAUACCAGACUGUUUUUCCUUGUAGCCCUUUUUGGGAGGAGGAAACACCACAUGACAUAACUUAUGUAGGAGUUCCAUGAUAAGCUUGAUUGAUGCUCUUCCAUUUCCAUACCAGUUAGGAAUCAAAAUUUUAUGUUUUGUCCAUCAAUUCGAUUCUUGAAUCUCUCGUUUCUUACGAAGCAUUUGACAAUGGUGACUCUGAAUGGAGUGAAUCUUUUUGAUUGCUUGAAGAAGGGCAUUAGUUUAUCGUUUGAGUUUAUUCGGAGAAGAGUGGAUAAUUCAAGUACGAUCCUCUUGUAUUCCCUCUCAAUGAUGAAUUUCUUGGCUUGUGCAACUUGUGAUUUGGGAUGAUGUGUUUAUCAAAUGUGACGAACCUCGUUAGUAACGAAUGAAUAAAAGUCCUAGCAGUAUGAGAACUUGUUUGUUAAAAUUUUACAAUACAAGGAUGUAAUUUGG